Pipra filicauda (Wire-tailed manakin) is the source of this 553-nucleotide messenger RNA. It is a transcript of the gene PPOX, whose product is annotated as protoporphyrinogen oxidase. Gene Ontology annotation, molecular function: protoporphyrinogen oxidase activity, oxygen as acceptor. The transcript has 5 exons. Gene Ontology annotation, biological process: heme biosynthetic process. Bases 62 to 553 code for a protein of 163 amino acids. The record is from RefSeq and is a predicted model, not a curated record. Gene Ontology annotation, cellular component: mitochondrial inner membrane. Lineage: Eukaryota; Metazoa; Chordata; Aves; Passeriformes; Pipridae.
AUCGGAGGGGUCUGGGGGGUCCCGGCGACCCCGCUGACCCCCCCCCGGCCCAGGUCCCCUCAUGGCGCCGACCGUGGCCGUGGUGGGGGGCGGCAUCAGCGGCCUGGCCGCCUGUUACCACCUCGUCCGAGCCCCCCGCCCGCCCAAGGUGGUGCUGCUGGAGGCCAGCGGCCGUUUUGGGGGGUGGCUGCAGAGCACCCAGACCCCCGAGGGGGCCGUGUUUGAACACGGGCCCAGGGGGGUCCGUCCCCACGGCGCGGUGGGCGCCGAGACCCUGCACAUGGUGUCGGAGCUGGGGCUGGGGAGGGACGUGCUGCCCGUGCCCGGGGACCACCCGGCCUCCCGGAACCGCUUCCUGUUCUGCGGGGGGGCCCUGCACCGCCUGCCCUCGGGGCUGGGGGGUCUCGUGCGGGCCGUGCCCCCCUUCUCGCGGGCGCUGCUCUGGGCGGGGCUGCGGGACCUGCUGACCCCGGCGGGCACAGACCCCGACGAGAGCGCCCACGGCUUCGCCCGGCGCCGCUUCGGCCCCGAGGGGACAGGGACACCCCCCUAG